AUGUCCGAUAACGAAGAGAUCCGGGACGACGCACAAAUGAGUCAAGAAGCAGAGGCUGCGUCUGCCAACACGCAGGUUGCUGAGUUGAAUGACGACGAAGAUAUUACAAUGGCAGAUGCUGGAGUUCAAGGCGAGGCGAUACCUCAGGCGGCUGCGAAAACCGAGCCCAAUUUAUUAGAAUUCUUUCCAGAUACAGAGUUUGACGAUGAAUUUCCAAGUAUAAAUGCGAAAGAGGAAAAGCUGUCGAGCUCACCUGAAGCGCCAGCUUCCCCAGUAAAUAUAGGUCCUGCAUCGCGAGCAUCAGAUCCAGAAGUUAUGCGAUCCUUUUAUCAGAGACUUUUCCCUUGGCGCCACUUAUUUCAAUGGCUUAAUCAUUCUCCGACGCCCUCAACCGACUUUGGACAUCGUGAAUUUGCCUUCACCCUUCAAAACGAUGCAUACUUGCGAUACCAAGCAUUCCCAACCUCCGAUCUUCUACGUAAGGAUGUCCUUCGUCUCAUGCCGUCCAGAUUCGAAAUUGGUCCAGUGUAUAGUACAAAUCCCAGGGAUCGCAAAACACUUCGCAAGUCUUCCGCCUUUCGACCAAUAGCAAAGGAGUUAUGCUUUGAUAUCGAUUUGACGGAUUACGACGAGAUCAGAACGUGCUGUGACAAAGCAAAUAUCUGCAACAAGUGCUGGCAAUUCAUUACGAUGGCCAUCAAAGUGGUUGAUGUUGCGCUACGAGAUGAUUUUGGUUUUAAACAUAUCAUGUGGGUAUACUCUGGAAGGAGAGGAGCUCACGCUUGGGUAUGCGACAAGAAAGCUAGGCAAAUGGACGACCAGAAGAGAAGGGCUAUUGCCGGAUAUCUAGAAGUCAUUCGAGGUGGAUCGCAAACUGCGAAAAAGGUUAAUGUGAAAAGACCAUUGCACCCGCAUGUAUUACGAAGUCUUGAUAUACUCAAAAGUCACUUUCAAAACGACAUCCUUCACGAUCAAGAUCCAUGGGAGGAAGACGAUAAAAUCGACAAGUUAUUACAGCUUCUACCUGACAGAACACUCAAUGAAAGUUUACGGAAAAAAUGGAGCUCUGCUCCUGGACGGUCAUCAACGUCAAAAUGGGCCGAUAUUGAUGCAUUGGCAAAAUCCACCAAGGGUUUGGAUCCAAGAGCCUUACUGGAAGCCAAGCAAGAUAUAGUUCUCGAAUACACGUACCCUCGACUCGAUAUCGAAGUCAGCAAACACCUCAACCAUUUACUCAAAAGUCCUUUCGUCGUACACCCAGGCACAGGAAGAGUGUGUGUUCCUAUAGAUACUAGACAUCUAGUGGACUUUGAUCCUCUUGCUGUACCAACUGUGACCGAACUUCUUGGCGAGAUCGAUCAGUGGACGCCACCUGAAGAUGGGGAUACGGAUGGAAAAAGCAUACAAGAUUGGGAGAAAACGAGCCUGAAGCCAUACGUAGACUACUUCAGAUCAUUUGUCACUGCUCUGAUGAAAGACGAAAGCGAUGUCAAAAUCAAAAGGGAGCGAGAGACAGAUGCGAUGGCAUUCUAA
Molecule: messenger RNA, 1533 nt
Organism: Botrytis sinoallii
Lineage: Eukaryota; Fungi; Ascomycota; Leotiomycetes; Helotiales; Sclerotiniaceae
Exons: 4
Coding region: 1-1533 (510 amino acids)
Biological process (GO): DNA replication, synthesis of primer
Cellular component (GO): alpha DNA polymerase:primase complex
Source: RefSeq, a predicted model, not a curated record